Messenger RNA from Pomacea canaliculata, 8768 nucleotides. Its product is annotated as ubiquitin carboxyl-terminal hydrolase 7-like. The record is from RefSeq and is a predicted model, not a curated record. Gene Ontology annotation, molecular function: cysteine-type deubiquitinase activity; protein binding; cysteine-type endopeptidase activity. Gene Ontology annotation, cellular component: cytosol; nucleus. Gene Ontology annotation, biological process: protein deubiquitination; regulation of protein stability. Lineage: Eukaryota; Metazoa; Mollusca; Gastropoda; Architaenioglossa; Ampullariidae.
UUUGCAGGUAACUCCCUUUUCGUUUGUCAGAUUGUAGCAGCAGACUGAGAAAGUGCACGAGCAAUUUGCAAAGUAAGAGAUGAUAUAAAGCAGUUCUACUGGAUGGGAAACUAGUGUAGAGAAAUUUCGCCACGCUUUGUUUUUGAGUCCCUGCACCGACCACACAAUCAGUAACUCAGACAAAACUUGUCACGUUCAUCAGCUUAUCCUUUCUCCAUCAGAAGGGUAAAAUCUGCAGACAUUGGGCGAAUUGCAAGCAAACACGCCAAAGUGACCGUCUCGCAGAGAAGCCACCAGACACUGGGGCGAGAGCGUCAAACGGUCACUGCCGCAAAGGCUCAUGAUAUGAAUAACACAAUGAACAAUGUAAAUGCCAAGAGCGAGAGCCAUGGUGAACAUGAAGAUAUGGAGACUGAACAGCUUGAUGGAAACAAUCACCACCAUGCUGAUGACCCACCAAGGGAUACUGCCAAUGGAGAAGUUAAGGAAGAGAUCCCUGACGUCUCUGAAACGGAAAUGGAAGAGGACGACAGCAGAGCGGAAGCGACCUUUCGCUAUACUGUUGAAAAUAUCAGCAGGCUAAAGGAGACAGCUCUGAGUCCCCCGUGCAUGGUCAGAAACCUGCCAUGGAAGAUUAUGGCAAUGCCGCGGAACAAUCAGAAUGCUGACCGCCAGAAAAGCCUGGGCUUUUUCCUGCAGUGCAAUGGAGAGUCAGACUCGACUUCUUGGUCUUGUCAUGCCAAUGCUGAGCUUAGAAUCCUCAAUGCCUCCCCAGAGACAGAACCAUUUUCUCGCAAAAUUCAGCACCUUUUCUACUGCAAAGAAAAUGACUGGGGCUUCAGUCACUUCAUAUCUUGGAAUGACCUUUUGGACCCAGAGAAAGGUUAUGUAAAAGAUGACAGGGUCACACUUGAAGUCCAUGUGGUUGCAGAUGCUCCGCAUGGAGUUUGCUGGGAUUCCAAAAAGCAUACGGGUUAUGUGGGGCUGAAGAACCAGGGCGCUACAUGCUACAUGAAUUCACUGCUGCAGACUCUCUUCUUCACAAACAAGCUUCGCAAGGCUGUAUACAUGAUGCCAACUGAAGGCGAUGAUGGCUCAAAAAGUGUUCCGCUGGCUCUACAAAGGGUGUUUUAUGAACUGCAGUUUAGCGACAAGCCUGUUGGCACUAAGAAGCUCACCCGCUCGUUUGGGUGGGAGACCUUGGACUCAUUCAUGCAGCAUGAUGUUCAGGAGCUCUGUCGUGUGUUGCUAGACAAUAUGGAGAGUAAAAUGAAAGGCACCUGUGUUGAAGGCACAAUACCCCAACUGUUUGAAGGAAAGAUGCUGUCUUAUAUUAGGUGCAAAAAUGUGGACUAUGGGUCACAAAGAGAGGAAACAUUUUUCGACAUCCAGUUAAAUGUGAAAGGAAAGAAAAAUGUCCAUGAAUCCUUCAGGGAAUAUGUCACGGUGGAGACGUUGGAUGGUGACAACAAGUAUGAUGCUGGGCAGUUUGGCUUGCAAGACUCGGAGAAGGGGGUGAUAUUCAUGAAGUUUCCACCUGUUCUUCACUUACAUCUCAUGCGCUUUAUGUAUGAUCCAACAACAGACACCAACAUCAAGAUUAAUGACAGGUUUGAUUUCCCAGAGCGAUUAAACCUUGAUGAAUUCCUUCAGAAAAAGGAAAAGACACAGGCAAGCUAUAUACUUCAUGCUGUUCUGGUUCACAGUGGUGACAACCAUGGAGGACACUAUGUUGUAUAUAUCAAUCCCAAAGGUGACGGGAAGUGGUGCAAGUUUGAUGACGAUGUUGUGUCCAGAUGCUCAAAAGUUGAAGCUGUGGACCACAACUUUGGUGGGCAUGAUGAUGACCUGACAGUGAAGCACUGUACCAAUGCGUACAUGCUGGUGUACAUCCGAGAUAGUGAGCUUGCAGAUGUUUUGCAGCCAGUGAGUGAAGAUGACAUUCCAGAGACAUUGGUCAGUCGAUUAUCAGAAGAACGAAGACUGGAAAGUCAGAAGCGUAAAGAGAGGAGCGAAGCUCAUCUUUACAUGAGUGUGCAGAUCUUGCUCGAGGAUGACUUCUGUGGCCAUCAGGGCAAUGACCUCUAUGAUUCUGAAAAGACCAGCACAAGAACCUUCAAGAUAAAAAAGACCUCCACGCUGAUGGAGUUUCUUGAGAUGUUGUCGGAAAAUUUGAAGUACCCUGUGAGGCAGCUACGUCCUUGGCCUUUUCACUGUCGACAAAAUCAUACCUUUCGCCCCACCAUGAUUGAUUUAGAAACCGAUAUGAACAAGACAGUCCAGGAGUUGUCUGAUCAAGAUAACCCUUGGGUUGUGUUUGUGGAAACCCUCAGUCCAGAAAGUGGUUUAAAAGAACUGCCACCAUUUGACAAGGAUAGCGAUGUGCUCCUGUUUCUCAAACUGUACAACCCCAGAACAAAAACAAUUUCUUACUGUGGUCACCUUUAUGUGCCCAUCUCUGCAAAAGCUGUAGAGCUGGUGCCAGAGCUGAACAGGAAGGCUGGAUUUCCUGUCAACACACCUCUUAUGUUGUGAGAAGUGAAGCCAAACCUUAUUGAGAGGCUUGAGGACUUGUCACUACCUAUUGAGAAGCUGCUUGAAGAGUUGAUGGAUGGUGACAUUAUUGUCUUCCAGCGCGAAGAUGAUGGCUAUGCAAACUUUGAACUCCCCACAGCUAAAGACUAUUUCAGGGAUUUGUUCUACCAGGUGGAUGUGACAUUUUGUGAUAAACUGCUGCCGAGUGACUCAGGUUUUACACUCGAGCUUUCGCUGCGGAUGAACUAUGACCAGAUGGCCCAUGCUGUUGCUCAGCAUCAAGGAUGUGAUCCCUAUCAUCUACAGUUUUUUAAAUGUCAGGGAUACCGGGAUGGGCCAGGAAAUCCAGUGAAAUGCACAUUCGAAGGCACCUUGAAGGACUUGCUUGUCUUCACCAAGCCCAGGCAGCCCAAGAAGCUCUAUUAUCAGCAGCUUAACAUAAAAAUCAGCGAUCUUGAAAACAAAAAGCAGUUCAAGUGUUUCUGGAUAAAUGGAAAGUUAAAAGAAGAGAGGGAGCUGGUGUUGUAUCCGGAUAAAAAUGGCAGAGUUAGUGAUCUUUUAGAAGAAGCCCGCAGGCAGGUGGAGCUGACUGACAAAGGAUCUGGCAAGCUACGACUGCUUGAGAUAAUCAGCUAUAAGAUUCUUGCAGUACAGCGGGAGGACAUUCUUCUUGAACAUCUGUCUGUUGGUGGCACCCGAACAUUCCGCGUAGAAGAAAUUCCUAGUGAGGAAACCAACCUGGCAGAAGAUGAGCUGCUUAUCCCAGUCGCUCACUUCCACAAAGAGAUCUACCAGACUUUUGGGAUUCCAUUCUUAUUAAAAAUCAAGCAUAAUGAACCAUUUGUCAAAAUCAAGGAGAGAAUUCAGAGGCGACUUGAUGUUCCAGAGAAGGAGUUUGAAAAGUAUAAAUUUGCCAUCAUCACCAUGGGGCGGCAAGAAUAUAUCAUUGAUGAGGACAAGACCAUUAGCAUCACCCAGUUCUUGCCCCAUCCUGGAGCCCAGACUGGAGGCAAUCUUCAGGCAAGACCGUGGCUUGGAAUGGAUCACAUCAACAAAACACCCAAACGUACGCGGUACAGCUAUCAGGAAAAGGCUAUCAAGAUUCACAACUGAAACAACCUUAGGUGGUGAACUGCAAUGUAUUUUUGACUUAACAUCAGUGUAGUUAUUCACCAAAUGCUUAAAAGCAGCUGGGUUCACUUGCUGCCUGUGAUGGUGUAUUGAUUUUCUUUUUUUAAAUGAAAACUUACGAUUGCAGCUCUUGAUGAUCUGUGUACUGGAGCAUGCUGAAGCCAAUGUAGAUUUUUGCUUCGCCAUAUUUUAAAUGCCAGUUAAGGCAUAGGAUAUUUUUUGCAAAAACUUUGAAGUUCAUGUAUUUGAACUUUGAAGUUUUGUACUAUAUAUUGUUUGUGACUCUUUUGUAAGAGUUGUGAUCUCCAAUGAGACAGUGGCAUGGAUCAUUGUCUGUUGUAUAAAUCCCCAGCAAAUAUGGACUGUUCAAAUGAUACACACAUUUUCUUUUGCAAUUGAUGUAUGUUAUGAUGUAUUUAGUGUUCUGGGAAUUAAUGCAGGAAAUAUUUGUAUGCUUGGUGUUGUCAGCCGCAGCGUAGCCAGAGCUGGCCAGCAGAAUGAGGUCUGAGAUAAAAUUACUUUAUUCCCUUUGGUUUAAGGUGCAGAAGUAUACGAUGAGCUUGUUUCCAAAACUUAUACCACCAUUAUAAAUCUGGUUGACAAACUAAAAAUGAAUUUAGAGUUAAGGUUGUGCUCACUGCAGAAAGAAGGCAUUUUCACCAAAUUCUCCUUAAAACCCGCUGCUUCAAUUUUAGUAAGCUAAUUGAUUCAAUUGAUCUGUGAGACUAGGCCUUAAGCACUGCCUGCUAAGAGUAGGAUGUAGUGCAAAACAUUUUCCUAGAGCUCAGAAAUAGCAAAUAAGGAUACAUGGUUUGUAAUAACCAUUAUAUGUUUAUCACGAGUUACACAGGUGUUGCCACUCGUAGUUACUAGUAAUGUUAUCAAAACUAUCUAACAAUCUGAAUCAAGAUGUGUUACUAGUCAUUUAUAUAGAUAAAAGAUCUACAGAAAGUUUAUGAGUGACCCAUGCAGUAUGGAAAUCAUGGCUCAUAUGCUGGCAUUCAUCUCAGUGUUGGCAUACAACAACUGUCAGUAAGAGGGUCUUCAGGCACCUUGUGGCUAGUUCUGUGCACAACACUUUGAUUCCUAAUGUAGCCUCUGUCCGACUGUUCCCUUUUCCAAAAGUAUGUUGUUUGCCUCCACAGAAAAACACUGUAUCGAAAAAUAAACACUGAGCAAGUCAUAGCACAAGGCAGAGAAAUUUGUGUAAAUUAUGAUUUAUUCUGGCAGUCAGAAUGGCAGCAGAUAAGCUGGUAAUGGUUAAUAGGAAUAUUUGGUAGGCUUGACCUGGAGGUUCCUGCUCAACUUGGAUUUGUCUUUUGUGUGUCUGUUUUGCAAAGACUUUUUUUGUGUGUGUACCAUGGACACUAUAGCUGAAAAUUAGUCAUUUUACUCUAAGAUUUAUUUGACACCAUUUUUGCGAAGUAAAAGCUAUUUUAACUCAAACCACAGUAAUUCAUUGAGGUCAAAAUAGGUUAGUAUUUAGUCUUACAAAGCUUGCUUUACCAGAAGGCAAUAUUUUAAAAUGCAGAUCCCUUUUUGUUAAGAAUGACUUCUCUUCAUUGCUUUGUAAUGUGUGCCAAUGUCAUGUCUCAAUGUCCCUGUCACAACUUAUUUUUUUUGGCUUGGCACAGUGAAUUUUCAUUUUGGAAAUAGGGUAGCAUGUUCACAGGAGGUCUACCUUUUUGUAACAUUGUGUUUUAUAUUUACUAGGUUUUUUUUUUUUAACCAGGCACUGAUGGUGCAUUAAAAACAACACGUCACACCACCACCACUUACAAAGUUAAACAAGUGUUGAACGAACACCUGGCAAGAUAAAUGUUUGUUGGGCCAUAAGCAUGCCUUUCUGGUAGUGGUACAAGCUUAGCUGCUGGUGGUGGUGGUUGCAUAAACUUUUGAUUUAUGAUUCCAUGCUAUAGCACCAGAAAAUUAGCCCUUAUCAGACUGUUUCAUAAUUGACAUUACCCAAUACAAUCAGGUGAAAGGAUGAGUUUUAUUUUAAUGCUAAUUACAGAAAGUCCAGACUCACUUAUUUUCAAGUUUGGUAUGCAGCAUUAUACAGAACAGGGAGGGGGCGGAGCAGAAGAAAAGUGAUUGCAAUUUUUAAGUUUGUGCUAUUUGCAUAUGUACAAAAUUUUCUUUUAGUAAUUUUUUUAAUGUGCUACACUUAUAUAAACUGUAAGAUAACUAAAAACUUCUAUAUGUGCAGUAAACUAAUACAUUCGAUUGUAGCCAUGCUUAAGAAAGUUUACUGUGAAAGAGGAGUUUUCAGCAGGUUAGGAUGCCAUAACUCAUCAAGCAGUCCCUUGUGUAAUUUAAAAUGAAAAACAUCUGAUUCAUUUUUCAUUUUAUGAACCAGCCAUUGUAAUACAUUAACACAGCUGCCCACAGAUCAGCAGUUUUGAUGUGUGUUGUAACAGAGGUGUGAAGUUAUGUAACUUUUAACUUGUCACUAGGUUAGACUAAAUUAUGUGCUGCCUUGAACUAACAGCACAUUUUCUGACUUCAGCUGCACUGGGAGAGUAACAACAUAAAUUAACACAGUAUCAAAUCUAUUUGUAUGUGACUAGAAAUAAAGAUGAAGAGAGAAGAAAAUACUAUGAAUGUAUAGUUUGUUGUACCACCUUUUUCUCGUCUGCAUGUAACAUGUAUGAAAAGAGUCUCCACAUCCUGUGCAGCAGGUUAUGGGAUUGGAAGAUGAGUCUGACAACAAGGUUUUCUUAUCCUUUAGUGCUUUCCUUUGCAGAAGCGUGUUAGUGUACCCUGUUUGAAAAGCAGUUCAGAUUCUUGGUUCUUUUUGCUUGGCUGAAAGUGAACUUUAAUUUCAUUCCCUUGCAUACACACUCCACAGUCUUGAACAUAUUGUGGAGUCCUCAACAUCAGCUGUUAACCAGAAAUCUUGAAAUUCAGCAGAUACUUAAACAUAUUUAUGCUUUCUGUCUUAGUGAUUCUGGUUUAUCUUUACCUCAGUUCAUAUAAUUUGACUUAAAAUUUUUUUUUUGCACAGGAGUCUCAUUUUGUUGAGUUUGCUUUCUAUGCUAGUCGAAGCAUUAGAGAACAUUUAUUAAGUUUAAAACUUUCUGUCUUAAAUAACCUUUUACAAUUAAUUUUAUAGAAUUUAAGUUGAUUAUUUUCACACAAGGAAUUGUAUAAUACUGCUCUUGGGGGUACAAAACAUCUGCUUGCUUUUGCUCUGCAUGGUGUAAGCAAGUGUUGCAGGCCAUGUUGAAUAAUUUCUUGGCAUAAAAUAAUGCAAUUCUCUUAAGAGUAAAGGAGAAUAACACUAGUUUAUAAUACAUUUAAAAAUAUUCUUUUUUUGAGGAUUUUUAUUUCAGUUAUCUGGCUAAGAGACUGUCAUUGACACUUCCAGUUUCACCUCUUCCAGGAGAAGCAGGCAUUCUUGAAGUUAUUGAAAUGUUGAAAUUACUGUGCACUUUAACUUCCAUCGACAUCUCUCUCUCUCCAGUGCAUGCUUGAGCAUCUGUGUGCAUAUGCAAUCAACAAAUAAUGCAGUAGCUUUCAACUUCACAGUGAAUAAAAUAUCUUGAACUGUCAUAUCAUUAUUUUCAAAAAUCAAACAUCUUUGCAAAUUUAGGGAUGGAAGGGGUUACAACCCUCUUCCCUAUCUUACAGUCUGCUGAAGCAGUCAGUUCACAGAAUAAGUUCUAGUGUGAUUUAUAAGCAUUGACUGAGCUGUGGCCUCCCAGCUUCAUCUAACAGCAAGAUUUUAUUGUUGUCUGACAGCUACUUUUUGCGAUCAAUAAAUGCAUGAUUUAUAUAGUGCAGGAGGUUAGAGAAAUGUUUAUUUCAGCUUGAUCCAUUUGAACUGGACACAUCUUUUGGCUAAUCAUGCAGCUGGAAAAACUGUCUUCAGGGUGAUUAAGGUGAUAUCACCUAAUUAAUGUUUGCAGAUUAGUGCUUCUGCAGAUUUUACACAAACAGAAGCUUUUUAUAUUACAUUUUUGUAUUUCCUUUCGAUGGACUAAGUAUAGCUUUCAAUUUGAGGUUAUCUAAACAGCACUUACUGAUAAGUUUGGUGAUUUUCGCUAUGCUUGCUGGUGAAAAUUAAGGACUUUCUGUUUGGGAUUUGCACUACUAACAGUUUAUGAAGGGAACGUUUUAUAUAUUAUGGUCUUGUUUUUGAAGCUGUAUAUUUUGUAAUCUGUUUUGGGGUAUAUUCAACUUGCUGGGAUGUUAAAUGCACAUAUGUUUGUAUAACUGUGCAGUGCCUACUGCAUUAUGUAGGCUGUUAAAUGCAUGUGUUUUGAAUGUGUGUACAAGUGCUGUUACACAAUGUUUCAGUCAGUAUGUUUAUUUUCAGGCAUUUUACUUGUUGUGUUUUCAUUGCAAGAACUGUUUGAUGCCAUUGAGUGUUUAUAUAGGUGUCUGUGACUCUCUCUCCCCUGUUAACCCUCAUUUUUUUUAAACUUCUUUGUUCUCUUCAAGCCUUACUUUGAAAUGGCAUAGCCGCAAAUAAAACAGAAGGUUAUCAGAUCAGCUCCUUUCAUGCAAAGAUACAUUUUUUGUCAACAUAUCACAGAUUUACUAAUGAAGAAAAAAACAAUUUUUAAAGUGAAAUUUGCCAUAAUAUUUGGAGGCAUCAAGAUGUUAUUGAUGGAUCAGAUGGGUAGCUGUUUUUUUCUGAAUUUUCAGUUGUCUUCACUGUUGGGUAAUUACAUAGCCAUAACUGCUCUAUGGCUGCACUCUGACAUCAUCGUAAAUUAUAAAGAGUAAUAUCUUUUUCUGAAGAUGUGGGUGGGUGAGUAAAGGAUGUCAUCUCUGGUAAAAUGACAUGCAGAUUUACCCACAUUGACCCAUGCACCCUCUUGUUCAUGUCGUAGACUGUUUCAGCAAAUUUAUAUCAAAGUAUUAUUCCCCUUCCUUAAACUCAUGAACAAUCCAUCAUCAUUGCUUUCAAUGUUUUAUUUGAUUUUUAAACUUUUCCUGGCACAGAUGGCUGUUUCAGAACUGUUCGAGUGCUUUGCUUAUCCUUAAAUAGGACUGUCUCAUUUAAACACUUAAGCUUCCUGGUACGUUUUUAAUUCCUCAUAGUAAUUCGGCAAUUAUUCAUUUUCCAGCAGAAAUAAACAGAUACCAGCAUA